AUGGCGGCGGCUGUCAAGCAUCACAAGAGUGCGACGCCAAAGGUCAAAGCCCUUGCGGAGGUCGUCUGCCCAGACUACGAUGAGCGAGACCCUUAUCGCCUGGCACAAGGCAUCCGUGCCUGGGCCACGCAGGGCGACAAGGCCGUCCCGGCGCCCUGGGCCACCUUCCCGGACGCGCGGAUGCCUGCAGAGCUGAGCCGCGCCUUCUACGGAUUCGGCUUCGCUGCGCCCACGCCGAUCCAGGCUCAGGUGUGGCCUGUGGCCUGCCAGGGCUUAGAUGUGAUCGGCAUCGCGCGCACAGGGUCUGGCAAGACCCUCGCAUAUCUGUACCCGGCCUAUCUGUGGAUGGGAUCUCACCGCGGCUCCGGCGGGGUGCGAUCACUAAUCCUGGCACCAACGCGUGAGCUUGCCACGCAGAUCCACGAGGAGGCCGGCAAGUUUGCAGCAGCAGCGAAGUUCACCAGUGCUUGUGUCUAUGGUGGUGUGCCCAAGAAGGAGCAGCUGCCGCUGGUCCGCGCCGGUGCGCCGAUUCUGGUGGCGACGCCCGGGCGUCUGAACGACUUCCUGGAGUCCCGGCAGAUUUCUCUCCAAAGUGUGGGCUACCUGGUUUUCGACGAAGCGGACCGGAUGCUAGAUAUGGGUUUCGAGCCGCAAAUUCGAGACAUCGUAAAGCAGCUCCCUCGCCGACGUCAGACGCUGAUGUUCAGCGCCACGUGGCCGGAGGAGGUGCAGGCUUUAGCCCACGACUUCCUGCAGGAGCCCCUCCAUAUCCAAGUCGGCGACCCAACAGCGUUGCAGGCCAACGAAGACAUCAGCCAGCAGGUCGUAGUCUUGGCGCCAGACCAGAAGGACGAGAUGCUACUCAAGGCCGUUCGCAGCACCCGGUCCCAAGAACGGGUCUUGGUCUUCGUAGCUAUGAAGAAGAGCUGCGACCUGGUGGCACGUACCUUGCGAAAGAAUGGGGUCGUUGCCAACGCAAUGCACAGCGACAAAGAUCAGCAGGAGCGCGAGGAGGCUUUGCAGCAGCUUCGCAGCGGUGCAGCGCGGGUGCUGGUGGCCACCGAUGUGGCGGCUAGGGGUCUGGAUGUCAAGGGCAUCGCGCUGGUCGUGCUGCUGGAAGGGACGCAGCAUGACCUUUCUGACACGCUCCGGAACAGCUGUUCCGAGAGGAAGUUUUUCGGGUUGCAGGGCGUCUUCCGAAGUCUUUCUCCGAGACUAACUUUGGUCGCUGAGCCCCCGGCAAGCGAGAAAAUGUCCCUGAAGGCCGUGGGCAUCGCCGAGGUCAUGGAGAAGGCCGGCUGCCCAGUGCCUGCCGAGAUGCAGCAGCUGGUCGCCUGGCUUGCAGUGGAUCGGGUCCGCCAACGCCAGGCCCAAGCACGGCAGAGCGACCAACGCUGGGAGGACUUGCCAAAGGUGCUGAUGGUGGCUGAGAAGCCCUCUGUGGCCAAACUGGUGGCCGAGAGCCUCUCCAACGGCCGCCUUCGCUUCCGCAAAGGCCAGAGCCGAGCGGUCCAGGUCUUCGAGUUUGUGACCUGGUUCCCGCCGGCGCAACAGAAGUGCCGCAUCCUCCAGACCUCCACCAUCGGGCAUAUCUUCGGGCUUGACUUCGAGGACGGUAGGCCCUCUGACCUGGCGGACCUCUUCUAUUCCAACGUGAAGAAGACGGUGGAGGGGGCGGUUGCCAAGAAUCGCAUCGUUGAACACAUCCAAGAGCUUGCCAGUGAAGCCGAAUACCUGGCGCUCUGGCUGGACUGUGACCGGGAGGGCGAGAACAUUUGCUACGAGGUGAUGUCGCUCUGCAGCACCAUCCCGGAGGAGAUGCUUCCGUGUUUGCGCAGUGUCGGUUUGGAGAACGUCUACCGUGCACAUUUCUCGGCGCUGACGCAGCCGGAGAUCAAGCAUGCUGGCAGCGAAGCAGCCUCCCUGUUUGUCUCUGUACAAUUGACUGCUUUCAAGACGCUGGGACGCCCGGACAAGCAGCUGGCUAUGGCCGUGGAUGCACGCCAGGAGCUCGACUUGAAGAUUGGGGUGACGUUCACGCGGCUUAUGACCCGCACAUUUCUGAACUACGCCAAGGAGAAGUUCCGAGUCUGGGAUCAGACCUGCCUGAGCUACGGCCCCUGCCAGACUCCCACACUGUGGUUCUGCGUGGAGCGGCACAAGGAGAUCGAGCAGUUCCAGCGCCAAGACAUCUUCACUCCUACAGUAACUGUCAACAUUGAAGACUACCCUGUCGAGCUCAGCUGGGAAGAGGGCUCUACGCUGGAUGCCGGACGGUCCCAAAAGCUACAAAGGUCAUUGCAGGCGAGGCCAUGUGCUUCGCUCAUAGAAGUGACAUCAACCAGGAAGCGUGCGCGGCGGCCGGUGGGGCUGAACACGGUCCAGCUGCUGAAGGCCGCUUCCACUGGACUUGGCAUGUCUCCGGCGCAGUGCAUGAAGGUUGCCGAGGGCCUUUAUUCCUCCGGCUACAUCUCAUAUCCACGCACGGAAACCACAAAGUACUCAGACACCUUCGACCUCGUUGGGGCGCUUCGGGAGCAGGCCAAUCACCCGUCGUGGGGACGCCUGGCGGAGGAAGUAACGGAAUGGGACUGCCCAGGAAAGACGGUGAGCUACCUCCUUCGGCAGGGGUCAAUCCGCUCCCCAGUCUCCGGAACGGACAAAGGCGACCAUCCCCCGAUUACACCGAUGCGGGCAGCACCAAAGGACGAGUUCAGCAAAGGCAAGGAGUGGCGAUUGUACGACUACGUCACACGACAUUUUAUCGCAUCACUGAUGGACGAUGCCGAGUACGAUGAGAUAUGCUACAUUUUCGAUGUGUCUGGCGAACGGUUCGUUUUCACUUACCACGAGGUGGCAGAGCGUGGUUUUCUGUAUGCGAUGCCGUGGAAGGUGAACGACCUGAAGCUCGAAGAGAUUGACUGGCAAAUGCCUGACAUGGCCCAAGGGGACCAGCUCUCUGUGGACGAGGUCGCAGUGACGCGUGACACGACGAAGCCUCCCGAUUAUCUGAGAGAGAGCGAACUCGUCGCCCUGAUGGACAAGAAUGGCAUCGGCACCGACGCCUCUAUUCCGCAGCACAUGCAGAAUGUUGUGGACCGGCACUACGUCAUGAUUUGUGGCCCCGGGGCGGACGGCCAGCGAGGCGAAGUCAUCUCCAAGGGCGGCAAAGGGAAAGGCCGGAAAGGCAAAGGGAAAGGUGCUAAAGGUGACGAUGGACGGCCCGCCUCGAGGCACAUGGUGCCCACGCCAAUGGGCCUGAGCUUGCUGGCCGCUUUCGAAGAACUGGAUGCGCAGCUUUGCCGCCCUCCUAUCAGGGCCUUCAUGGAAAAGCAGGUGGCUCAGAUCGCGGAAGGCUUGCUGGACAAGCCGGACGUCACAGCACAGAACUUGGACCUGUUCCAUUCCAAGUUCUUGAGGUUUCGAGACAACAUAAGUUCCCUGGACCGCUUUUUCAUGCGGAAAGACCAGAUGGCUCAGUCUUGGUCAGGAGCUGGCCAUAAACGACAAGGUUUCUUGGCCAAACCAGCGAUACUUUCAACGAAAGAAGGCCGCCGGAUUCGACUCGUAGCUUGGACGAGAAGAAAGAAGCAUGGCAGUCAUUAUUUCAACGAAACGUGUUUUCCGGAAUGUCUUGUUGCAGCACCUUGCGCCAUAUCACGUAAGCAAACGCGUAGACCUUACCAUAGGCUUGGGUAUUCUGCGAUGAGUGUGCUUCAGGAGAAAGCUGGGGUGGCGACAGCAAUAAAUGGCACAAGUGGGACGGAAAAGGUGGGCGGUUGUAGGCUGCCGGUCAAAGAUGCUUCGGACUUUGUAUCGUUUUGCAGGAAGCAUUGCAUGGAGCAUUUGUGCAGCAAUGGGCUCCUGCACAAGCCUCAAAGUCUCGUGUUUUUUGUUCCUGCUGUGGCUUCGACAGGAAAGGGCCAGAACAAGGGUGGCAAGGGCAAGGGCGGCAAGAAGUAG
This is a messenger RNA of Symbiodinium sp. CCMP2592, 3963 nucleotides long. Lineage: Eukaryota; Dinophyceae; Suessiales; Symbiodiniaceae. The record is from the annotation of a GenBank genome assembly.